Messenger RNA from Pantherophis guttatus, 4160 nucleotides. It is a transcript of the gene CDHR3, whose product is annotated as cadherin related family member 3. Gene Ontology annotation, molecular function: calcium ion binding; cadherin binding; beta-catenin binding. The record is from RefSeq and is a predicted model, not a curated record. NCBI's taxonomy places the organism in Eukaryota, Metazoa, Chordata, Lepidosauria, Squamata, Colubridae. Gene Ontology annotation, biological process: multicellular organism development; cell-cell adhesion mediated by cadherin; cell migration. Gene Ontology annotation, cellular component: adherens junction; catenin complex; membrane.
GACUCCGCACAUUCCAUGAUUUUAUAAAUUAUUUUUGAGUCCGUUGGUAAGUCCUCAUUCUUCCAUUUUUGUGUGAAUGCCAGUCUCCCAGCAGUAAUUAUCUGCAGUUUCAGUUCCUCUCUACAGUGUGUGAUUUCAAGCAACCAUCAUCAUAUUUUCGUCCAAUAUUUAGCUGCCAGUGGGCAUGUCCACCAUUUGUGGAAGUAAGUUCCAUUGCUAUGCCCACAUUUCCAGCACUGUGAAGAUGUCCCGGGGAACAUUUUAGCUAAUCUUGCUGGAGAUAGGUGCCAUCAAUAAACCAUCUUAUAAAUAUUUUGCUAUGUAUUAUUUAAGACCGCACAGAGAAGUUAACUAAGAUAAUCACAUCUAGCCUGAUGUGUGUUUGUUUGUUUGUGUGUGUGUGUGAAUUCAUCCUUUGCUAUCCCUUCUCUAUGAGUUUCCUGAAUUUCAUAUCAGAUUACUAUCACUAAACUACUCAUGGAAAAGUACACAGGCUUGUGUUUUAGAAACUCCCUGGUUACUGGCGAAAGCUUUGUUGGAUUGUCAUUCGCACUGCCUGAUAAGGAGCACACCUAUCAAUGGAACCGCAACAAUCUCGAAGCAACAAUCAAUGGAAUCGCAAUAAUCUCGAGACAACAAUCUCAAAAUCUGUUUAUCAUGGAUGGCUGCCUUUUCAGAAAGACUCCGGAUGGCGUCUACCUUUGCUUCAUUGUUUUACUAGUAAAAAUAUCUGGGGUAGAAAAUCUCAACUUUACUGGUCUACCUGCAACGGGCAAUAUUAGAGAAAAUUCACCUUCUGGUACCGUGGUGCAUACAUUCCGGGUCAACCUAACGCCAUACCUGUUGCCAACCAUUACAAUACCAUUUGAGUAUCCAUUAAUCAUCAAUUCAAAUCCACUCACAAAAGCCUUCCGGAUCAACCCCGUAUCUCCACUCGAGUACCAGGUGGUUACUACAGGAGACCCCCUUCUAGAUUAUGAAACGAUGCCCCACACAUUCGAUCUGCAGAUCCUUGUUGCCGAUUCCGCGGGCGCCAUGGAACUACAGAUUCUGACCGUCCAAGUGAGCGACGUAAAUGAACCACCGGUGUUUCAAGGCAACUUGGCAAAUCAAACCGUCAUAAUCUACAUCUUGGAAAAUACACCACCAGGAAAUAUUUAUCAAAUUCAUGCGGGAGAUCCUGAAACGAUUCGCCCUAAAAAUGUUACGUUUUCCCUGAGUCCGGAUUCCCCAUUCUUUGUAAUUUCUGCAACUGGAACCAUUUCUACAUUGAAGUCAUUUGAUUUUGAGAAAGAUUUCCCAAGCUAUACAUUAAAUGUUACCAUAACAGACAGCAUUGGUGCUAGCGAUAAGAGGACCCUAAUUGUCAAUAUCAUAAAUAUCAAUGAUGAAGAUCCUUACUUCAUCACGAAAGAGAAAGUUUUCAAGAUUCGUGAAGAGGCUCCAGUAGGCAUGUUUGUAGCCAAUAUAACAGCCAAGGAUCCCGAUGGCGAAGAUUUUAUUCAUAGCCUUCGCUACAGCAUGGGAGUUCCUGAAGCGAUCCCUAAAUUCUCCAUCAAUCCAAUGACAGGUACGGUCUUGGUGGCCGGCCGGCUAAAUCGUGAAGCUGCUGGGAUCAGAACCAAUCCUAAUAUUUCUUUGAUCAUUCGUGUUGAGGAUAGGGUUAGGGUUACCCGUGAAAGAACUGCUGAAAUUAAAAUUUUCGUAUUGAUUGAAGACAUCAAUGACCUUCCACCCGAAUGCAUAGAAUACAAUCACAGGGAGGUAAUUCAUGAAACGGCUUCCCCUGGAUUUGAAAUUAUCAAUUUAAAGAAUAAGUGCAAAGAUGAAGAUGCUGAAUCCCCACACAAUUUGUUUAACUUCACUGAACUAUCUGGAGUUGGAAGUAAUAAAUUUACCCAGGAUCCUCCUCACUCCGGAAUAAUUAAGCUUUUAGGAAAUAUAGAUUUGGAAAAUAUAACAGACGGAAGCGUGCAGAGACAAUAUAUUCUGAAUACCGUCAUCCAAGAUGUUUCUGACCCUUUCUUUUCUGAACUAAUCUACAUUUAUAUCAACAUUCAACCGGUGAACGAGUUUGAUCCAGUCUUCGGUAGCUCUUUGUACAUUUUUAACGUAUCUGAAAUAGUACCAGCAAACUCUUUGAUCGGAACAGUGCUCGCUACUGACAAGGAUUUGCCUCCCACCAGAAUUUCUUACUCCAUUUUGUCCGGAAAGAGCGGCGGGGGUGUCACAGAUUUAUUUGUAAUUGAUUCACAGUUGGGCAGUUUGAAGAACACAAAGCGAUUAGACUAUGAAACACAGCGGGUACACACUCUUGUAGUCCAAGCUUCUGACAACGAUGGCAGGAUUGGAAAUUCCUCCGUAAUAAUAAACGUUCUUGAAGCAAACGAUGAACCACCUAUAUGCACCCCAGAUGGACAGUUGCUGGAAGUGCCAGUGGAUUUAAGCUUGGGCAUUAUUAAUCGUUUCAGUAUUAGCUGCGUGGAUCGGGAUUCAAGCCCAAAGUCAUUCCGAUAUACUAUCACGUCAGGUAACGUCAAUAACCAUUUUGACUUCUCACCAAAGGCCGGUUCUAAUAUCUCGAGGUUAGUCCUGACCAAUCCAUUCGAUUAUACGUCAGGAGUGGACAAAAUCUGGGAAUACCGGCUGUUGGUUUCCGUAACAGAUGAUAAUCUGUUAACAAGUUCUGAAAGAACUUCAGUCCGUGUUCAAAACGGCACAGUAAAAUUAACCAUCCGAGUUAUUCCAGAUCCAACCACUGUGAUUCCUACAACGCCUGCUGUGACGAUUGUGACCAGCAAAGAAAACGUUUAUGCUCGAUCGGCUUGGUAUGUGCCAUUUUUCACACUCCUUGGCAGUUUAUUGCUGCUGGGAUUGCUCGGCUAUCUAACCGUUUUGCUGGCAAAAUACCUCCGUUCCUGUUGCCCACCGAAACCCAAAGCGGACACAAAACCACUGUUGGACAUGCCAGAAAAGAAGAAAGCAAAGAAAGAAGUAAUAUGGGAAAUGACCAACUUAAAUCCUAUUUUUGACGGGGAAGCCAUAGACCCAGUCACUGGCAAAGUGUAUGAAUACAACUCAAAAUCCGGGGCGCGAAGAUGGAAAGACUCCAAUGCUCUUUCCAAGAUGAAAGGAAGGACUCUGUUGCACAAGUAACAACAACUCCCAAGAGUGGUGAAGGCAGUGUGUCCAAAGCAGAGGUUACCACUAAUGGUGGUGAGAGGAAUCUCAAACAGAAGCCGAGAUCUCCAAAAAGUGGUGAAAAGAUAUCUACCCACAGCAGAGGCUACCACUACUAGUGGUGGUGAAGGGAAUCUCAAACAGAAGCCGAGAUCUCCAAAAAGUGGUGAAAAGGAUCUACCGAAAGAAGAAGCUGGUGGUAAUCAAGGAGAUCUUAAGCAGACAAAACCUCCAAAGAAUAACCAGACAGGUGACCUAUUCCAAAUGGAAGAUGAAACCAGAAGAUCAAAUCACCUAGGACCAACAGCCUUAGACAAAUUGCAGAAAGCAAAUGAGGAACAUCCGAGCAACCGAUCACCUUCACCCACUCCCCCACGCAGGUCUCCCAUCCCCUCUCCCAAAAUAUAUCCCAAAUAUCAAAAUCAGUCUUAAAAGCAGGUGUAAUGUGUCCUGUAGGCCAGAAGACGUAACAGCUGAUCUGGAUGCCUCUUAAUGACCAAAUCAGGAAACCAACUCUAUAGGAAGAUUAGUAGUAGUUUUAACCGUUCAGUUGCAUCCGACUCGAGUGGUGCGGUGGCCUAGAGGUGGAGCUCGAUCGUGAGUUCGAUUCUAGGUAGAGGCAGAUAUUUCUCUCUCUGGGCACACUGAGAAUAUAUCUGCUGUAUAUAUAGCUCUGCAUUGGCGACAGGAAGGGCAUUCGGCCAGUAAACACUCAACUCCAUUCAGUUGCCCAGACUCCACCCUGCAAGGGAGUAUGGGGUCGUUAAAAGAGGAUGUGUUGUAUCCAACUCCUAGUGACUUUAUAGGCAAGGGCUCUCCAUGCUACCCUGCCAAGCACAUCUUCUUUCAGUUGUUCACCUGUGAUUUGAUCUUAUCAAGCCAGUGUGUCCUUUGCUUGUGUCUUCUUUUUGAUGGCCUUCUCCAAUGAAUUUGCAUGCAUGGCACAUCUAAAGUAAAUCAGAUGUAGUCUUAUAAUUUUA